GACUGAGAGGGCCAUUUUGAUGUGUCUUGAGAGCUUGGAUAACAGUGACUGAGGGAGAGGUUUCAGAAUCAAAUAAAUAUAUACCCAUUCCUUUUAUUUUUAGUUUGUGUGUGUGUGUGUUGCAGUUAUUGCUGUAUAUGAGGGACCUGGACACACUGUUCUGUGGCACCACCAGCAGCAGCCUGCACAUCCAUGGCCUGCAGGAGGACAAGGGGACGUAUAUGUGCUGGGCGGAGAACAGGGAGGAUUCGCUCGACGCCGUGGCCCACAUACAGGUCCAAGUUGCUCCGAGGUUUCUGAGGCAGCCGGCCAACGCUCUCACCUAUGAGAAGGAGAACGUGGAGCUGGAGUGCAGCGUGUACGGCCAGCCAGAGCCCUCGCUCCACUGGCUCAAGAACGGCGAGCUGCUGGUGGAGACGGACUUUUGUGAUGGUGUGGACAUUUAUCACUUACAGGUUAAAAAGGACAGAGAUAUGUAGAUUCAUAAGAUAGAUAGAUUGAUGGAUACAUACAUACAUACAUACAUGCAUACAUACAUACAUACAUACAUGCAUACAUACAUA
Molecule: messenger RNA, 563 nt
Organism: Eriocheir sinensis (Chinese mitten crab)
Lineage: Eukaryota; Metazoa; Arthropoda; Malacostraca; Decapoda; Varunidae
Product: neogenin-like
Exons: 3
Coding region: 138-479 (113 amino acids)
Biological process (GO): cell-cell adhesion
Source: RefSeq, a predicted model, not a curated record